Messenger RNA from Nannospalax galili (Upper Galilee mountains blind mole rat), 1744 nucleotides. It is a transcript of the gene Tmem165, whose product is annotated as transmembrane protein 165. Gene Ontology annotation, molecular function: calcium ion transmembrane transporter activity; manganese ion transmembrane transporter activity. Gene Ontology annotation, cellular component: Golgi apparatus. Gene Ontology annotation, biological process: manganese ion transmembrane transport; Golgi calcium ion homeostasis; calcium ion transmembrane transport. Lineage: Eukaryota; Metazoa; Chordata; Mammalia; Rodentia; Spalacidae. The record is from RefSeq and is a predicted model, not a curated record. The transcript is spliced from 6 exons. The coding region runs from base 65 to 1036 and encodes 323 amino acids.
GCCAGGCUUUCCCUUCGCCCGCGCUUCCUCCUGCCGCAGCGUGGGUGCCGGCUGGGCGGGCGGGAUGGCGGCCGCGGCCCAGGGGAGCGGCUGGGCAUCGACGCCGCGGCUGCUCGUGCUCCUCCUGCUUCCGCUGCUCUGGGUCCCGGCCGGGGUCCGGGCGGGUCCUGAGGAAGACCUGAGCCACCGGAACCCGGAGCCGCAGGCGCCAGCCCAGCAGCUGCAACCUCAGCCGGCGGCAGUGCAGGGCCCCGAGCCGGCCCGGGCGGAGAAAGGAUUUACACCAGCAGCCCCAGUUCAUACGAGCAAGGAAGAUGCAGCCACACAAACGAAUCUGGGGUUUAUCCAUGCAUUUGUUGCUGCCAUAUCAGUCAUCAUUGUCUCUGAACUGGGUGACAAGACAUUUUUCAUAGCGGCCAUCAUGGCGAUGCGUUAUAACCGCCUGACCGUGCUGGCUGGUGCCAUGCUGGCCUUGGCCCUGAUGACGUGCUUGUCGGUUUUGUUUGGCUAUGCCACAACAGUCAUCCCCAGGGUGUAUACAUACUAUGUUUCAACUGCACUGUUUGCCAUUUUUGGCAUUAGAAUGCUUCGGGAAGGCUUAAAGAUGAGCCCAGAUGAAGGUCAAGAGGAACUUGAAGAAGUUCAAGCAGAAUUAAAGAAGAAAGAUGAAGAAUUUCAGAGAACCAAACUCUUAAAUGGACCAGAUGUUGAAACGGGUACAAGCACAACAAUACCUCAGAAAAAGUGGUUGCAUUUUAUUUCACCCAUUUUUGUUCAAGCUCUUACAUUAACGUUCUUAGCAGAAUGGGGAGAUCGCUCUCAACUCACGACAAUUGUUUUGGCAGCUAGAGAGGAUCCCUGUGGUGUAGCAGUGGGUGGAACUGUGGGACACUGCUUAUGCACUGGAUUGGCGGUAAUUGGAGGAAGAAUGAUAGCACAAAAAAUCUCUGUCAGAACUGUGACAAUCAUAGGAGGCAUCGUUUUUCUGGCAUUCGCAUUUUCUGCACUAUUUAUAAGUCCAGAUUCUGGUUUUUAAGAAGCUAUUUGUUCAUCCGUAUUUAGCUUAAGAUAUGUAACUUGUUUUUCUGUAUAUAGUGUACAACUAAAAGUAGGAAAUACUGUAUUUUGUAGCAUUAAUUUGUAAGCCUGACCUACUUAAUGAAAGUAUUAGGUCCCAAAGAGAUAAUCAUUGGAUCUAUUUGUGAAAAUUUGAAAAGAAACCUGACUUCUAGGUGUGGAUUUUUCUCCAGCAUAAUUGAACACUUGAAGUCCCCACUUCUGUUUUGAUAAAUGUGGAACCCUUGUGCAGUCGGAUCUACCGCUUGAUUUGUCUUUCAGCAUGGCCCUUUAUAAAGAAUACACAUUUUUUCCUUGGUAACGGAGGUAUUUUAAAUGUUUACCUUAAAUAUUUCCUUGGAGGAAAGAUGAAAUAAUUUCUACUUUUAAAAACAUACUCCUGAGCCAGUAAUCAGUAGUUUAUCUUGUCUUUUUGGAAUUAGGAUUUAAAAAGAGAAAAAGGUAUUACUGUUAUAUCAGUAACAUGCAGUAUGAAUUGUUGGCUAGGUCCAUUCUUUCUCUUUAAAAAAAAAAAAAAAUUGGGUAGAAGACCCAAUAUGCAAACAGUCAAUAUUUGACAACAUGGACUUACCAAAUUACAAGAGAAUACUAUGGAUGUAUUCAUAUUUUUCUAUAUUGAAUAAACAAUGUAACAUAUACAAUGUAAAUAAAAGAGGUAUGACCAGUA